AUGCCUCGACCCCGACGUCAGACAGUCUUCUAUCACCAGUCUCCCACACCCAGUCUCCCGAGAGUACUGACCCCGCCCAAGACGCCUCAUCCGCACACGUCGAACCGCACCGAACGAGUCCCAGCGCUGCUGUGCGAGCAGACGUUUAUCGUCAGCCUGCAAUAUCAUACUCGGAUCUCUGGCAUGUACGGCCAUUCCCCCAUUGCUCCCGAGGAUGGACGCGCGUUGCAACACCAAGUCCCGCUACAAAACGAACGCUCGCGAUCCUCGGUCUACGGCCUGCUUGCAAGGCAGGAUUCUGCCAAUGGCUCAGGCUAUUCGCCAUCGAUCCCCACACGAGAGCCAAGCCACAGGUCUGCGAACCUGGCUCGUCAAUCACAGCUGCCUCCUAGCUCCGGACCGUUGCCGCCACGAAGAAGCUCCAAAGGCAUGGGUGGUGGAUACGUCUCAGCAUCUGCAGCCCCGCCUCCUUCGCGAGACCCCUACGGUCCCGAGAUGCCUCUGCCCACUAGCAGCGAGGAGUGGAAGGAUCGUGGCGCUGCUGUCGGCGUAAGGAGAGAGACGGAUGCGAGCGGAAAGACGGUCAUUCGGCACGUCAAAAAGGGGGUUAGGGACUUCAGUUUUGGCAGAAUACUCGGCGAGGGCUCGUACAGUACGGUCUAUUUAGCCACUGAUCGACAGACGCUGAAAGAAUACGCCAUCAAAGUACUGGAGAAAAAGCACAUCAUCAAGGAAAAGAAGAUCAAAUACGUCAACAUUGAGAAGAACACCUUGAACCGGCUCACCGAACACCCCGGCAUUGUACGACUUUACUACACUUUUCAAGACGAGGCUUCGCUCUACUACGUCCUCGAUCUCUGUAACGGCGGCGAGCUGCUGGGCGUGCUCAAGAAGACAGGCACAUUCGACGUGGAGUGCACACGAUUUUACAGCGCCCAGAUCCUGGACGCAAUUGACUACAUGCACUCGAGAGGCGUCAUCCACCGAGACUUGAAGCCCGAAAACGUGCUCCUAGACGAUCACAUGCAUGUCAAGAUCACCGACUUCGGCACUGCGAAGCUGCUCAAGGAUCCCAGGGAAGCACAAAACGCCAACGAGGGGACAAGGGGGCUGCCAGAUGCUAGCCGUGGUGACGACGAGGACGAUAGUCGAGCGGCAUCGUUCGUGGGAACAGCUGAGUAUGUCAGCCCUGAGCUGCUCACAAGCAAAAACGCCUGCAAGGCGAGCGAUCUCUGGGCAUUUGGCUGUAUAGUAUAUCAGCUGCUUGCCGGCCGUCCGCCUUUCAAGGCAGGAACGGAGUAUCUCACAUUCCAAAAGAUUGUCAACCUCGAGUACGACUUCCCUAGCGGAUUUCCUCCAGCUGCGCGGGACUUGGUCGAAAGGUGCCUGGUUCUGGACCCCGCACGACGUCUUACAGUCGAACACAUCAAGAACCAUGAAUUCUUCGACGGUCAGCUGUUCGGUAAAGGGUUGUGGAGAAGUAAGGCCCCGCGUCUCAGACCUUAUAAUCCGGCACCGCAGGAACCGACCGUGAUCCAACUGAACGGCGUGGCUGGCAGUCCGAAUCCUGUUGCCCCCGCGAGAAGCUCACAACCGCCGCAGAACACAGCCAUGAAUGGGAGCUCCCGGCCAGCCAGGAUCAUCACAGAGCUACCGCCUCCGACACAGUUGGAUAUUGAAUGGUCUCCGGUUCUCACACGAAACAAUGAAAGAAUUCUGAAGCUGGGUGAUUUGCUGGUCGUCUCGAGCCCGCUGCCAAAUGGACAUGGCAAGGGGGGUGAGCAUGAGGGGCACAAGAAGCUGUCGAGAUUCUUCGGCGGCAGCACUACCAAGAAGAGGCAGCGAUUGGUUAUGGUAACCUCGAGUGGUCGGAUACUGCUCGCGCCAGCUGGCGGAGACGAAAAACGCGCGAAGCAGGAGAUAUCGCUGCUUGCACCCGAGUGUUCGUGGAAAACGCAACUUGAUGUGAAAGGGCAGACAGUUUGGUGUGUUGAUGCGGGUGGCGUCCACUACACAUUUGAAGAGCCCAAGGGCAGCUCAAAUUCGUCCGAAAACGGCUCGACAGCCGACGAGUGGAUCGAAUCUUUGGAGAGAGCCAAAGAGCUGGCGAUUUCUCAGAACCUCGUCGGUACUUACGGAGGCGAGAAUGGGUUUGCCGACAUGUCGUCGGCAGUGUCAAGUCCGGCAAGCACAUUAGGUGGACGAGGAGCCUAUCCCGACAGCUACAGCGUCAGCGAUCGGUCCGGCCGAAAUCACCUCAGUAAAAGCCAGGCCAGUCUGGAAGACACGUCUUCCACAAAGCGUAACCGGUUUAGCAAACGACAGUCCAAAAACGGAUUGGGAGCGCAGUUCUGA
Colletotrichum karsti is the source of this 2355-nucleotide messenger RNA. RefSeq lists its product as uncharacterized. The record is from RefSeq and is a predicted model, not a curated record. Bases 1 to 2355 code for a protein of 784 amino acids. Gene Ontology annotation, biological process: intracellular signal transduction; peptidyl-serine phosphorylation. The transcript has 3 exons. Gene Ontology annotation, molecular function: protein serine/threonine kinase activity; ATP binding. Lineage: Eukaryota; Fungi; Ascomycota; Sordariomycetes; Glomerellales; Glomerellaceae.